AAAAAGAAAAGAAAAAACAAAUCCCAAAGGUGGGGGGAGGUAAAGGAGGGGGAGAGGGAAGCACGAAGAAAGCCCCGAACAACCAAAAAUUUUAUAAUCUGACAGAUAAAGGAAAAACUUUUUCAUCGACAUUACAACAAAUCAAGAAUCAGAAACAACGCAUUCUCGAUUUCACCUUUUUUUUUUUUUUGCUUUUCUGGGGAUUGAAUCUCGUUUCGAAGCAUUCUCGCAUUCGCAUUGUCGGUGUAUCUGUCGGUGUAUCGGAGGGGAUUAGUUUUAACAAGAAGAGAAGUUCAAUGUUGUUGCUCUGAAUCCUCAACUUCGAUCCGUCCAUACAGAAAGCAAAAAAGAACAUCGAGUUUCUAAUAAUUCGUUAGACAAAUUAUGGUUGCUGCCUUCAAUCCUGCUGUUGGGUCCCAUGUGUGAGUGGAGGACCCCGAUGAAGCAUGGCUAGAUGGUGAAGUUGUUGAGAUUAAUGGUGACCAGAUCAAAGUUCUCUGCACUUCAGGGAAACAAGUCGUUGUUAACGCUUCCAAUAUAUAUCCAAAAGAUGUCGAAGCGCCAGCAUCUGGCGUGGAAGAUAUGACAAGACUGGCUUAUUUACAUGAACCUGGAGUUCUUCAGAAUUUACAAUCAAGAUAUGAUAUCAAUGAAAUUUAUACAUAUACAGGAAGCAUACUGAUUGCUGUUAACCCAUUUAGAAGACUUCCGCAUCUAUAUAGUAGCCAUAUGAUGGCUGAAUAUAAAGGGGCUUCCCUCGGUGAGCUGAGUCCACAUCCUUUUGCCGUUGCAGAUGCUGCUUAUAGACAGAUGGUUAAUGAAGGAGUUAGUCAAUCUAUCCUGGUUAGCGGAGAAAGUGGUGCUGGUAAAACUGAAAGCACAAAGUUGCUUAUGAGAUAUCUUGCCUACAUGGGUGGGAGAGCUGCUGCUGAGGGAAGAAGUGUUGAGCAGAAAGUGUUGGAGUCGAAUCCUGUUUUAGAAGCCUUUGGAAAUGCAAAGACUGUUAGGAACAAUAAUUCCAGUCGAUUUGGUAAGUUCGUGGAGAUUCAAUUUGACGAAUCGGGGAGGAUAUCGUGUGAUGAAAAAUCACUUGAGGAUUCUCUAUGCAAGCGUAUCAUGGUAACUCGUGAUGAAACAAUCACAAAAACUCUUGAUCCAGAAGCAGCUCUUCUUAGCAGAGAUGCUUUGGCUAAAAUCAUGUACUCAAGGUUGUUUGACUGGCUCGUUGAAAAGAUUAAUACUCAAAUUGGUCAAGAUCCUGAUUCAAAGUACUUGAUUGGUGUUCUGGAUAUUUAUGGAUUCGAGAGUUUCAAGACAAACAGUUUUGAGCAAUUUUGCAUCAAUUUGACUAAUGAGAAACUUCAGCAGCACUUUAAUCAGCACGUCUUUAAAAUGGAGCAAGAGGAGUAUAAANCU
Camelina sativa (false flax) is the source of this 1416-nucleotide messenger RNA. The record is from RefSeq and is a predicted model, not a curated record. Lineage: Eukaryota; Viridiplantae; Streptophyta; Magnoliopsida; Brassicales; Brassicaceae.